Molecule: messenger RNA, 1605 nt
Organism: Wallemia mellicola CBS 633.66
Lineage: Eukaryota; Fungi; Basidiomycota; Wallemiomycetes; Wallemiales; Wallemiaceae
Exons: 2
Coding region: 1-1578 (525 amino acids)
Biological process (GO): nucleolar large rRNA transcription by RNA polymerase I; transcription initiation at RNA polymerase I promoter
Cellular component (GO): RNA polymerase I upstream activating factor complex
Molecular function (GO): RNA polymerase I general transcription initiation factor activity; rDNA binding
Source: RefSeq, a predicted model, not a curated record
AUGAUGGAAAUCACUGCAGAGCAGGUCUUGAGGUAUAGACGCUUACUUCACAAGAAGGACUACGAUGGUGCAUACCAAAAUUCACAUAUAAUAUCUACAUCCUGGACUGGUAAAGAAAAGGAAGCUUUCUUCAGAUCGCUAGCGAGAAGGUCGAGGUUCAGAGUUGAUUUGAUUAGUUUAGACGUUAAAACUAAAACUCAACGGGAGUGUAUGGAUUAUAUAAAUGUACUAGAUUAUGAAAGUCAUAUACGAAAGGAAAGAAUACCGCUAGCAGAUGCUGAAUUAUGUCAUGAAAUUUCUGAUAAAUUUGGUGAAUUGGAGGACGUUUUCAGUAGCUUUUUGAUAGACUUUCAGAACCAAUCUAACACACGUUUGAAAAAGAUCAAUAACCUAAAACCCGUUGUACAAACAGAUGAAAACUUUAGAAAUUCUCAAAAAAUGAGGAGGUAUAGACUAAGAAAAAAGGGUCUAACGGAAGAUCAGAUUGAUGAGAAGCUCAAUACGCCUAUAAAUGUUAAGGAUUCGAAGGAAUUCUACAUUGGUCAAACAAUGAAGAAAAUAAUCGGUAAUGAUGCAAUCAACGCUGAGAUACUUAAAUUGGUUGACUUCCACCUUCGAGAGUUCUUAACACCGCUCAUAAGAGUACUUGUAGCGAACGUUGAGACGAGAUCAAUAUUUUUGGACCGUAAGGAAGAUAAGGAGGAGGAAAUGUUAGAAGUUGAUACAGGCGACGUAGAUAUCGCUUUAGCCAUGACUUACGGCACUAGCAGACCUCAGUCGCGAGAUUAUGAAAAACGUGAUUACUGGUUAGAGACUGAAACUGUAGCACCACCUGUUUACAAUAUCAAAGAAUGGAUUAAAGAUGCUAGAACCUAUGAUAAGAAUCAUGAAGCAACAGCCACGCUAUUAGACUUAUAUCCAUUCUCUUCAUUUCAAUCUGAACCAAUUUUACCUCUAAAUCUACCAAUAAUGAAAAAACCAUAUUCGUAUCAUAAGGUUUUUGAGAAUCUACUGAAGGAUUUAGACGAAGAUGCUGAUAUAGAAGAGAAUUUCGAUAAUCAAGAUAAGGAAUAUGAAGAAUACAUGACGAAUACAAUAUUAAAUGGUCUUAAACGCAGUAGUAGCGAGAGUAGCGCGCUUACACUGCCCUCAAAAAGAGCGAGGUUUGAUUCAAAUGUGGAUAGUGACAUAGAGCAAGGUGUAUAUGAAGAUGGCGAAAGCAACCAAGCUGAUCUGGAUCAAGAUCAAGAAUCAGAUGAGAGGAAGCUGAUGGUUGGAGAAGAAAAGGAAGAUGUAGAAAGAGAAGAAGGCGAUGGAAGUGAGGGAGAGGUGGAAGAGCAAGAGCUAGAACCACAUCACACUUUGGAAAUGUAUGAUGAAGAAGACCUCGUCGAUUCUGAUUUGGAUUCAGUUGAGGGUCUCGAUUACCUCGCGAAACCACCAUCCCAUCGAAAUCAAGAAAAUGAGAUGCGUGAAGGAACACCCGUCUCAGAGAAUGAUGGAAAUACCCAAGAAAGCACCGCUAAACUGCGUUUGCUGACAGGCUUUGCCAAAACCUGGAUUGAUUAUAAUGUAUAACCUAAUUUAUAUCUAAUUAUUUAUAAA